CCUAUUAACACAUUGUUUUGUUAACAAUUUGCAGUGUUUUCAGUGUUAUGUGCAUGUAAAUUUAACUGGGAACAUAGAUAUUCAACGACAAAACUCACAAGCAGCACAGGUUUUUGCAAAGACCCGCAUUAGCAGGCAUAAUCGAAGCAGCAUCUCGUAAAAAUGCCAAGUGAAAUAAUUACGCUCCAGUUGGGACAAUGUGGAAAUCAAAUUGGCUUUGAGUUUUGGAAACGACUCUGCUUGGAACAUGGCAUCUCGCCUAGUGGGGUACUUGAAGAAUUUGCCACCGAUGGCAUGGAUAGAAAGGAUGUGUUCUUCUAUCAAGCGGAUGAUGAUCACUAUAUACCAAGAGCGGUACUGCUUGAUUUGGAGCCGCGCGUUAUUAACACCAUCAUGACUUCUGCUUAUUCCAAACUUUACAAUCCAGAGAAUGUUUACUUGUCGAAGCAUGGUGGUGGCGCUGGUAAUAACUGGGCAUCUGGCUAUAGCCAAGGCGAUAAAUUACAAGAGGAAAUAUUUGAUAUAAUCGAUCGCGAAGCGGAUGGAAGUGAUUCACUUGAAGGGUUUGUGCUAUGCCAUUCGAUUGCAGGAGGUACUGGUUCGGGCAUGGGCUCAUUUCUGAUGGAACGGUUAGCCGAUCGUUACCCCAAGAAACUUAUCCAAACAUACAGCGUGUUUCCCAAUCAGGACGAAAUAAGUGAUGUUGUAGUACAGCCCUACAACUCGAUGCUAACUCUGCGACGUCUAACAACCGCUGCGGACAGUGUAGUUGUCCUGGACAAUACGGCCUUAAAUCGUAUAGCGUGCGACCGAUUGCAUAUACAGAAUCCAACCUUUACACAGAUCAAUACGCUAGUCUCCACUAUAAUGAGUGUUAGCACCACAACGCUACGCUAUCCAUCGUAUAUGAAUAACAAUCUCAUUGGCCUCACGGCCCCCUUGAUACCAACACCUCAGUUGCACUUCCUCAUGACGGGCUACACACCGCUGACCAGCGACGCUAACCUUAGCAGUCAAGUAAAUCAUAAUCCGUUGUCCUCGCAGCAGCCUGUCAACGUGCGGAAGACAACUGUGUUGGAUGUGAUGCGGCGUCUGUUGCAACCAAAGAACAUGAUGGUGUCGACUGGCCCCGACAAAACCAAUCAUCACUGUUAUAUCUCGAUACUGAACAUCAUACAGGGCGAAGUGGACCCCACGCAAGUGCACAAAUCGUUGCAGCGUAUAAGGGAGCGCAAGUUGGCGCAGUUUAUUCCAUGGGGACCCACCUCAAUACAGGUGGCACUGUCUCGCUCUUCGCCAUAUGUACAAAGCAACCAUCGUGUCUCGGGCUUGAUGUUGGCCAAUCACACGAGCAUUUGCUCUUUGUUUGAGCGCACUCUGAAUCAGUAUGACAAGCUGCGGAAACGUGGCGCUUUUCUGGAUCAAUUUCGACGCGAGGAUAUCUUUAAGGAUGAUUUAACAGAAUUAGACGAGUCCCGUGAGAUUGUUGACGGCCUCGUACAGGAAUAUGAGGCGGCUACACGCAUGGACUAUUUGCAGUUUUCAACAACUCGGCGUGCUGACAGACUGGAUGGGGUAGGGGAUGCGAAAUCUGAAGACAUCAAGUCAAACAGUGGUGAUCUUUAGCCAUAUAUUCUCCUUGUGCCGUUCACGUGCCAUGAU
Molecule: messenger RNA, 1662 nt
Organism: Drosophila navojoa
Lineage: Eukaryota; Metazoa; Arthropoda; Insecta; Diptera; Drosophilidae
Gene: gammaTub23C
Product: gamma-Tubulin at 23C
Biological process (GO): microtubule nucleation; cytoplasmic microtubule organization
Cellular component (GO): gamma-tubulin complex; microtubule
Molecular function (GO): GTP binding
Source: RefSeq, a predicted model, not a curated record